AUGCAUUCUCUGCACAGGAAGGUAGAGCCGGGGGAGCUAGCUGAGGACAAAGCUGACAUGGAGAGCAGCUCUCCAAACCUGGUCAGCUCAGACCCCCAGAGCAGAGUCAAGAGGCAAAAAAAGAAAAGCACUGUGUCCUUGGCCCCAGUGCCCCCAGGCCGUGCCCAAGGCCGACUAAAGGGCCUACCGUCGCCGGCGCUGUGCUGCGCCUGUGGCUUGUGCGUGCUGCUGGCCGGCCUGAACGUGACCCUGGUAGGAGCUUUCGCCGCCUCCCUGCCCGGGCACAACGCGCCACUGAUGGUGGGGCCGGCGCUGCUCGUGGUGGCUCUCGGCUUCUUCGCUGCUUGCUGCGUGUGCAGCCGCCGGGGACCUGUGUCCCGCACGCGCUCCUCAGCCACGGAGGGCCAGGGCGGCGGGCGCGCAAGGACCGUGGCACUGGAGAUGGAGAGCAGCGAGCGCACGGCUCAGGACACUACCGCAGUGCAGCUCAGUCCUGCCGCUUCGGCGGCGUCCUCUGGCCACUCCAGCCCGGGGCCCGGUCUCUUCGCCCUGGACUCUCCUGCGCCAGCAACCUCGGCCGGCUACUUGCCGCGCACCGAAGGGGCUCAGCACAACUUCCCUAGGGACCUGGCUGCCUCUUAG
Molecule: messenger RNA, 642 nt
Organism: Cricetulus griseus (Chinese hamster)
Lineage: Eukaryota; Metazoa; Chordata; Mammalia; Rodentia; Cricetidae
Source: RefSeq, a predicted model, not a curated record